This is a messenger RNA of Nicotiana attenuata, 1586 nucleotides long. RefSeq lists its product as uncharacterized. The transcript is spliced from 5 exons. The record is from RefSeq and is a predicted model, not a curated record. Lineage: Eukaryota; Viridiplantae; Streptophyta; Magnoliopsida; Solanales; Solanaceae. The coding region runs from base 308 to 1219 and encodes 303 amino acids.
CUGAGCCUCUCGUCUUGUGCCUCUUUCUACCCGUACCUGUUUAUAACUCUUGAACCAUUGCAAAUUACUACUUAUUAUCUAUUCCACGUGUCAGGACACGUCAUCAUGUAUAUAUGAAUACAAAUUUUCCCCAAUACAGUAAACCAACAUUUUAAACCCCAUGUUUAACAGCAAUACUUAGAUUAUAGAUUUGAAUAAAAUGAAUAGUAAAGCGGUGUUAAUAUGAAGGAUGAACAGAGACCAUGACGUAGUAGUAAGGUUGGAGUUGGACGGUGGCGAUUGACGACUGGCGAGGGCAGUGGAGAAAAUGUAUCGUCCAGAGACUGUGGAUCAGGUGGAAAAGAGCUACCGUCUUAAAGCGGAUUUGAAGUGUUAUUUUCCUACAGACAAAGACAGACCAGGUCGAAAGAAAACAAGAAAAUUAUCAUAUUCGUAUGAGCAAUUAAGUGUUCCAAAAAUGCUGAUUUCUCAGGCUUUUGGCUCUCCCCAUUGUUUUCUCAGGUCCUCUUCCUAUUACAGUUACAGACGCAAACCUAGUUCCAGUCCCAUUCCCCGUCCUUGUUCCCUUCCCACCUUGGAGAAGUCAGUGCCAACGCGACUAAGACGCUGCGGCGCCAAAAAGCAGAGUGAAGUAGAUAGUAGGAAUAGUGCAAAUAGUGCAAGCACAGCCCCGAUUCAUCUCAAUUGGCCAUUAGUGGCACUCUCGCUCUUCGGGACAGGCUUCUUCUUGGGCCCCCUUAUUGAUGGAAUACACUCCGGCGUCAAUCUAGUGGUAUACCAAAAUGGAGCUAUUGAUGUGGCUUCUCUUCACACAAAUAUAUGGGUUCCGCCUUUGCUUGGAUUAUUUUACUGCUCUGUGGGUCUGCUGCAACUGCUGCUUGACCACAACGUCUCCUCUCAGCAGCCUCCUGAGGGUAGCCUAGAGAUGAGAACCGUUGCUUCCCUCGUGUCAUUGUUACUCAGUGCAGUGGUGAUUUUCACUGAGUUGAGCGCUGAAAUGUACAAAGCCGGAGUGCCAGACAACGUUGAAGCCUAUGUCUUGUUUGCAGGAGCGGAACUCAUAUGGUUUUUGCUGGAUAGAACAAGACUGGGGUUUGCAUUAGCCUGUUUUGUAGGUCUUGCCUGCCCACUGGCUGAGAUCGAUCCCUGCAAUGGAAUAUAUGGUUUAAUUUGUGGUAUUAUCCUCAAGCAAACGUCCACAUCUUUGGACAGGGGUUAGUCACUUGGACAAUCACUUGCUAUUUUGUCUACACGCCUUUCUUGAGCUGAAAUCAUUCAUUGCUGCUGCAACUGCUGGAGCCAAGUCUGUUUAGAUUCCAUCUUUGGCCCGCUUGAGAGGAAACCACGUCCACUUCAACAGGAAAUUGGGAUGUUCUGACAACUGAUCCUCUAGCACCAUUACUUAAUAAAAGUGACAACCAAGUGGACGACUGAAUAUAUGUAAAGGGAUACAAUUAUUAUACUCUGACAAUAGAUACUUAUUGUAAAUAAUGAUCAUAUAUCUACUAGCUAUACGAAGUUUCAUCAAAUGUCUCACUAAUACUAGAAUGGUAAGGAGUUGUGGCAACUUUGGCACUUUGCUGUAA